Sinocyclocheilus anshuiensis is the source of this 3248-nucleotide messenger RNA. Its product is annotated as sodium/hydrogen exchanger 1-like. The coding region runs from base 671 to 2983 and encodes 770 amino acids. Gene Ontology annotation, molecular function: potassium:proton antiporter activity; sodium:proton antiporter activity. The transcript has 13 exons. Gene Ontology annotation, cellular component: plasma membrane. The record is from RefSeq and is a predicted model, not a curated record. Gene Ontology annotation, biological process: potassium ion transmembrane transport; proton transmembrane transport; sodium ion import across plasma membrane. Lineage: Eukaryota; Metazoa; Chordata; Actinopteri; Cypriniformes; Cyprinidae.
GGUUCGUAUAUUUGCUCCGCAUCACGCGCUGCAGACAUGGAAAAAGGAGUCGGUGUGUGUGAAAUGGUUAGUGUUAGCGCUGAAAGACAUCGUAUAAGUUCUUUAAGGAGCGCUGAGGAGCUCGCGUGACAGCAAAGUCAUCCGUAGUUCGAGCGACUUUUCCUUGUCAUGCUAUCAGAAGAUAAAAACGACCAAGAUGAGGAAAACAUGAUUUGAGGACUGAUUUUUUAUCGGUGAGGAGGGUCUUGGAGUUGUCACUGAGUGUCCUUUUCACGCGGUUUCUGAGGGGCAGUUGGUGAUGAUGAUGAUGAUGAUGAUGAUGAUGGAGGAAGAAAAUGAACACCUUACAGUGUAAUGCCUUCUCACACCAAAUAGUUGAGUUGAGCGUGUAUACCCGCUUAUAUUUCCUGCUUCAUAUGCAGGUAUGUACACACUUACCUGUCUAUAUUUCCUGGUUUGCCGUGUCUUCACCUGGAGAGUGCUUUACUCAAGCCAGGAAGUAACGUUAGGAAACCCAAGAGCCUUUUAGAUUGAAGUCAGAAAAUGAUCCAGGGAUUACCCAGUAGAUUCAAACGAAACUUCACCCUAGAGCUAGUUCAAGAGCUGACAGACUUGGUCAGAUAAUAUCGCGUGAUUGGAUUCCUCUCAUCUUCUGAAACGCGCAACUAUCAUGGAGCUCAAGAUGUUCAUCCUCGUCUUGGGGCUCCUGGUGGGCACCAGCUCUCCAGACAUGGGCACCAAUCACGGAAAGUCCCCGGACAGCCAUAACCACGGGCCCCAGAAUCAAGGGAACCACACUCAGUCCAAGAAGCCCUUCCCGGUUCUGUCUUUGGGUUAUGAUCACGUCAGGCUCCCCUUUGAGAUUUCAUUAUGGGUUUUGCUGGCUUCACUCAUGAAACUGGGGUUCCACCUGAUCCCUCGCUUGUCCUCCAUCGUGCCGGAGAGCUGUCUGCUGAUCGUGGUGGGCCUGCUGGUCGGCGGUCUCAUGAAGCUGGUAGGCGAGAUCCCUCCGGUACUGGAGUCCAAGAUCUUCUUCCUGUACCUGCUGCCUCCCAUCAUCCUCGACGCCGGCUACUUCUUGCCCAUACGGCAAUUCACUGAGAACCUGGGCACUAUUCUCAUGUUUGCAGUGGUGGGAACGCUCUGGAAUGCCUUCUUCGUUGGUGGUCUGCUGUACGGCGUUUGCCAGCUGGAGGGCCAUAGACUGGUGACAGUGGACCUGCUGUCGUGCCUGCUGUUCGGCUCCAUCAUCUCGGCUGUGGACCCCGUGGCUGUUCUGGCUGUGUUUGAGGAGAUCCACAUUAACGAGCUGCUCCACAUCCUGGUGUUCGGAGAGUCUUUACUUAAUGACGCCGUCACUGUGGUGCUGUAUCAUCUCUUUGAGGAGUACAGCAGUGUGGGCUCGAUCACUGUCAUGGAUGUGUUUCUGGGUAUCGUGUGUUUUCUGGUGGUGUCGUUGGGCGGUAUCGUGGUGGGCGCCAUCUACGGCAUCCUGGCGGCCUUCACAUCCCGCUUCACCUCGCACACGCGCGUCAUCGAGCCUCUGUUCGUCUUCGUCUACAGCUACAUGGCUUACCUAUCGGCGGAGGUGUUUCAUCUGUCUGGCAUCAUGGCGCUAAUCGCAUGUGGUGCCGUCAUGCGUCCCUACGUGGAGGCCAAUAUUUCCCAUAAAUCCCACACCACCAUCAAGUACUUCCUGAAGAUGUGGAGCAGCGUGAGCGACACGCUCAUCUUCAUCUUCCUGGGAGUGUCGACCGUGGCCGGGCCGCACGAGUGGAACUGGACCUUCGUGAUGGCGACCCUCAUUUUCUGCCUGGUGGCGCGUGUUCUGGGUGUUGUCGGCUUGACCUUCGUGAUCAAUAAGUUCCGUAUCAUCAAACUCACCUCUAAGGACCAGUUUAUCAUAGCUUACGGAGGACUGAGAGGAGCCAUCGCCUUCUCCCUGGUCUACCUGCUGAAGACUGAACACUUCCCCAUGAGAAACAUGUUCCUCACUGCCAUCAUCACUGUCAUCUUCUUCACGGUGUUUGUGCAGGGCAUGACCAUUCGACCUCUGGUGGACCUCCUGGCGGUGAAGAAGAAACAGGAAACGAAGCGAUCUAUUAAUGAGGAGAUUCACACACAGUUUUUGGACCAUCUGCUAACCGGCAUUGAGGACAUCUGCGGACAUUACGGACAUCAUCACUGGAAGGACAAGCUGAACCGGUUCAAUAAGAAGUACGUGAAGAAGUGCCUGAUAGCAGGCGAGCGCUCCAAAGAACCGCAGCUGAUCGCCUUCUACCACAAGAUGGAGAUGAAGCAGGCCAUCGAGCUGGUGGAGAGCGGCGGCGGAGCCAAGCUGCCCUCGGCCCUGCCGUCCACCGUCUCCAUGCAGAACAUCCAGCCCAAGAAGCCUCCUCAAGACCGGGCGCUGCCGCAGCUCUCCAAGGCUCGUGAGGAAGAGAUCAGGAAGAUCCUGCGCACCAACCUGCAGAGGACCCGCCAGAGACUGCGCUCGUACAACAGACACACUCUGGUUGCUGAUCCAUACGAGGACGGCUGGAACGAACUCCUCAUCAAACGGAAGAAAAUGAUGGAGCUGGAAAAGAAGAUAUCACAGAUGAACAAUUACCUCACUGUUCCCGCUCCGCCUCCUGAUUCCCCCACCAUCGCUCGAGCUCGACUGGCUUCAGACCCUCAAGCAUGGGGCCUCAAGUCUGUCACAGAAAGCAUCCCCACCAUUAAAGUGGACCUCGCCUCACCGCAGAGCCCAGAGUCCGUCAACGUGGUGGACGAGUUUGGCAAGAAGGGAAGCCAGUCGAAGGCGAGCAAGGAGGAGGAGGGCGGCCUCACCAUGAAAGUUCCCUCUCCUACGAAGCAGAGAAAAGACAAAACGGCCGACGAGGACAACGACAAGGAGCCGCAGCAACGGUUAAUGCGCUGUCUGAGUGACCCGGGCCCCACCGCUGAAGAGGAAGAUGAGGACGAGGCCUUCCUCCCCUGAGAGAUGAAUGAGCUCCGGCCACCUCCUCAAGGACGUCCACAUGGAGGAUCACUAACUGCUGUAAUACAAGAGGACAGAUGUAUAAUCUGUAGGAAGCCAAAACGAAAGGAAAAUGAACCAAAAUAAAGGAAAUGAAAGGGAGCGAUCAAAAUAAGCCAUUCAUUUUUUUUUGUUUAUCAUUGCUCUUUUCAUUUGAAGCCUAAAGGCCCGUUCACACCAAGGACGAUAAUUAUAAAAAUAACGAUAAAGAUAAUAGUUCUAAAAA